GGCUACGUGUAAUAACAGAUUGUUGUAGAUAGAUUUGAGUUUAGGCGUUUUUAAAUUUGUAAAAAUUAAUUUGUCAUGGAUAAGUCUAUGAGUCAAAAGGAAUAUUUAAAGAAGUAUUUAUCUUCUGGAAAUGAAAAAGAAAAAAAGAAGAAGAAGAAACUCAAGGUUGGUCCAAAAACGUAUAAAAUAAAUUAUUUCUCAUACGACUUGGAAUUUAGAAACACAGAUGUAUUUUACAGAGUAAAAAUCAUAGAUGAUGACAUAGACCUCAAGAAGCUCAGACCAAUAGAAGAUGGUGAAUUUGACAUAUUCAUCAACGGAGAGGAUGCACCUCAAAUAGCAGGAAUAAUUGACGAACGUGGCCCGGUUGAUUUCUCUGACAAGAAAAAGUGGAAAAUUAUAGCCGACAAUGAGGAUGGAGAAUUGCGGUUUAAAAGUAGCGAGAAAGAACAACAGGACGAUACUGUUUUAUCGGAUAAAAAGGAAAAAGAAACUAGAAGACGUAAAAAAGACUAUGAUUCAGAUUCGAGUCCAAUUAGGAAAAAUAAAACGAAUGAAGAUUCGGAUGAUAGUUUAUCAAUGAGAAAUAAAAAGAAUAAUCGAUCAGAUAUUAAACAUUCUAAAAAAACUAAGCAUGAUUAUGAUUCGGAUUUGAGUCCACCUAGAAAAAGUAAGAAGAACGAUGAUUCGGAUUUGAGCCCACCUAGAAAAAAUAGGAAAGGCAAUGAUUCAGAUUUGAGUUUACGUAGAAAAAGUAGGAAGAACGAUGAUUCAGAUUUGAGCCCACCUAGAAAAAGUAGGAAGGACGAUGAUUCGGAUUUAAGUCCACCUAGAAAAGGUAGGAAGGACGAUGAUUCGGAUUUGAGUCCACCUAGAAAAAGUAGGAAGAACGAUGAUUCGGAUUUGAGUCCUCCUAGAAAAGAUAGGAGACAGCAUAAUGAUUCCAAAAGUAAACAAUUUAGAGAUUUAUCUAAAUCUCAUAAAAAAUACAGUAAAAAGAGUUCAAGCUCUUCUCAUAAAUAUAAGGAUUAUGACAGUGAUCAAAGUCAAGCACUUAGGCAAUCAAAACAUGGAAGGCAUUCUUCAGAAAAGAUUAAAAAGAAUAGAUGGAAAGAUCAUGAUAAUCAUUAUAAACAUCACACAAAAUGGGAUGAUCAAAACGAUAGAAACGAGUCGAAAAAUAGUGAAAAUACGACACAGGAUACAAAAAUGAAGAAAACUUUAAGCGGUAAGAGCGCUGGUUUGCAGGAUGCAAAAUCAUUACGCGAAGAAUCAGAGGCUUUUAAAAAACGUGAAGCUGAAAUGUUUAAUAAGUUAAGCAAAGAAAUCACCGGUGCUGGUCAAAAGGCUAUCUUACGAGAUUCUAAAACUGGAAGGAGACGUAAUUUAGAAGCUGAAGCGGCAGUAGAACGUGAAAAACAAAAGCGUCAAGAAGAAUUGAAUGAAAAAUAUGAAAAAUGGGGUAAAGGAUUGAAACAAGUAGAAGAUAAAGAAGAAAAAUUAAAGAAUUAUCUUCAUGAAAUAAGCAAACCAUUGGCAAGAUACGCAGAUGAUGCUGAUUUAGACAAAGCACUUAGGGAACAAGAAAAAGAAGGUGAUCCAAUGUUGGAAUAUAUUAGGAAGAAAAAAAUAAAAGAAGGAAAAAUAAAACCUGAUGAACUACGAUACCAAGGAUCUUUUACGCCUAAUCGUUUUGGUAUCAAACCUGGUCAUCGUUGGGACGGAGUCGAUAGGAGCAACGGAUACGAAAAGAAAUGGUUCGAAGCACAAAAUGCAAAAACAGCAUUGCAAGAGGAAGCAUAUAAAUGGAGUACAGCUGAUAUGUAAUAUAUAUAUAUAUCUAUAUUUUUUUUUUUUUUUUUUUUUUUUUAAGAACUUUGUUAUAAUUUUAAGAUUAUAUCAGAUGAUAAUAUUCAAAUUCUGGCAUUGAUAAUAAAAUGUAUAUUAAUUUUUUAAUCGACAUCGAGUUAUGUAUCGAUGCAUUCUGAGGAUAUAUAACAUAAGUCAAAGGAACAGUUAAUUAAAUGAACAAUG
Molecule: messenger RNA, 2034 nt
Organism: Vespa mandarinia (Asian giant hornet)
Lineage: Eukaryota; Metazoa; Arthropoda; Insecta; Hymenoptera; Vespidae
Biological process (GO): mRNA splicing, via spliceosome
Cellular component (GO): U2-type spliceosomal complex; RES complex
Molecular function (GO): RNA binding
Source: RefSeq, a predicted model, not a curated record